AUGUUGUCGAGAGACACCAACAGAGGUGCUUUGCUGACGAAGAAGUUGGGAAGCUUAGAAAGAGACAAAGAAGAUGAUUCUCCACCAACGUCGAAGAGAGAUUCCCGAAAAGCGCGGGAAGAUUUGAAAUUAGACUCGAAAACGAAAAGAAAGCACAGAAGCAGUCUGAGGAGAAAAUCACGACAAGAUAGUUCAGAUUCAAAAGACGAGAAGUCGUAUAGGAGGAAGAGGAAGUCGCAGAGGAGGUAUAGUAGCGACGAGAGCUCCAAUUUUGGUUUGGAUUUAGCUUCAGAUUCGGAGAAAGGAGAGUCAGAGAGUUCAGGUUCGGAUUCAGAGUCCGAUAGCGAAGGAGAGAGGAGGAAGGAGAGUGCGAACCAAAGGCAUAGGCGGAGGGGCAAAUCGAAGACAAAGGGGAAGGCGAACCAAAGACAAAGGCAGAGGCGGAGGGGAGGACAAAGGGGUGAGAUAGUGUGGCAUAUAAGUGGCGUGGAAUCUGCAGGAGAGGAGGCAGUAGUGAUGAAAGUGACGGUAAGAGAGUAA
Arachis ipaensis is the source of this 540-nucleotide messenger RNA. NCBI's taxonomy places the organism in Eukaryota, Viridiplantae, Streptophyta, Magnoliopsida, Fabales, Fabaceae. The record is from RefSeq and is a predicted model, not a curated record.